AUGGUCAGCGCCCAAGAUGUCGCGGGUCGCAAGUCAGACACGGGUUCGGAUGAGCAAAAGCAAGCCGCGCAGAUGAUCCAGCGCAACUAUCGCGGCUAUCGAGAGCGUAGGCAGCUUCAAGGCAUGGGCCUAGAUGCUAGCGCACGUUGGGCAGAGGUCCGAGACGCUAUACGUGAUGCGAAAUGGCGUAAUGCGACGAGACCCAAGCCGCGCGCGGAAGAGGCGGCUUUGCGCGAGAGCCUCACCACACCCGAGGAACGUUCACGAGCCAACUCGACGGCAGCGCGCGAGAAGUGGAAGCGUGUAGGCGAGAUAGCGCGGCGAGCAGGAGCCGACGAUCCCUACGAUGUCUCGCCCACGGAUGACGAGGAUGCGCCCGAGAACCACACUGAACAGCGGCGGAAGCAGAACGAGUCAAAGGCCGAGCGUGAGAAGACAGCCAAGAUGAUGGAUCUCCAGUACUUCUUGGAAAUGGUUGACCAGAAGCAUCGCUAUGGCAGUAAUCUAAGGGCUUACCACGACCAGUGGAAGAGAGCAGACACGCAUGAGAACUUCUUCUACUGGCUAGACAAUGGCGAAGGCAGACACUUCGAGCAUCCAACUGUCUCCAGAGAGAGGUUGGACACAGAGAGGGUGCGCUAUCUAUCGCGAGAGGAGCGCCAAAAUUACCUGGUUACCAUCGACGACGAAGGACGGUUGAGCUGGGCGAAGAACGGCGAACGGCUCAACACAUCUAUGGAUUACAAAGACAGUGUCAAUGGUAUUGUACCAGCCGACGACGAUACCCCCGCCUAUGGUCCGAAGGCCAAACUCCACUCUGGACAAAGUAAGACCCUACGACGAAGUUCGAUGAUUUCGGUGAGCUCAAGCUCGUCAAUCUCGGAGAGCGACGCGGAGGCAGAACACUAUGUCAAUGAGGAUCUCGACAAGGCUAAGGGCAUCUCGAAACUCAAACAUGUGUCAGCCGCGACUAUUCUAAAUCACCUACUGCGAAGUUCGGUAAAACCGAACUCGUGGAUCUUCGUAGCCGACACGUCUUUCCGCCUGUACGUCGGAAUCAAGCAAUCGGGUGCCUUCCAGCACAGCUCUUUUCUACAUGGGGCCCGCAUUUCUGCCGCGGGUUUGAUCAAAGUCAAGGAUGGCCAGCUAAGGCGCCUCUCCCCCCUGUCUGGCCACUACAGACCUCCUACGAAGAACUUUCGUGCAUUCGUGCAUUCGAUGAAGGAGAAUGGAGUGGACAUGUCCCGCGUCUCCAUAUCCCGAUCGUAUGCCGUACUCGUCGGUCUCGAAGCUUAUGUCAAGACACGCAAAAAGUUCAAGCAUGGAGUUGAGCACGUUAAGGAGGCAGAGACGAAGGUUGUACACCCAGAAGAAUAUGAACGUCAAAUCGAAGAGCAGAAGGACAAGAGCGAAAGCGCACAGAAAGAGCGGCAACUACUUGCGCAAGAGGCGGAAAGGAAAGAGGCAGAGAAGAAGCAGACUAGUUUCGGUCGGCGACUAUGGAAAAGGCUUAGUCGAGGCGGUGGUGAGAACGACGACCUGACACCCAAAGAACGAGAGGCCGCCAAGCAGAAGAGGAAGAAGUGGAUAUCCAAGUCAGGAGAAGACGUCGAAGAUGGUAUUCCGCCUGAUGGGCAUCGGGACUCUGCCCCUGCAUCAUGA
Messenger RNA from Alternaria burnsii, 1662 nucleotides. RefSeq lists its product as uncharacterized. The transcript has 4 exons. The record is from RefSeq and is a predicted model, not a curated record. NCBI's taxonomy places the organism in Eukaryota, Fungi, Ascomycota, Dothideomycetes, Pleosporales, Pleosporaceae. The coding region runs from base 1 to 1662 and encodes 553 amino acids. Gene Ontology annotation, molecular function: protein binding.